Ipomoea nil (Japanese morning glory) is the source of this 775-nucleotide messenger RNA. Its product is annotated as high mobility group B protein 3-like. Lineage: Eukaryota; Viridiplantae; Streptophyta; Magnoliopsida; Solanales; Convolvulaceae. The record is from RefSeq and is a predicted model, not a curated record. The transcript is spliced from 4 exons. The coding region runs from base 119 to 406 and encodes 95 amino acids.
AUAUUGUUAAUAGUUCUUCAAUAUUUUCACUCUAUUUUCCUCGUUUUCUCGUAUGUAUAUUUAGGUUUUUUUUUUUCUUCUAUUUGCUUGAUUUUGUUUCUACUAUUGCAAUGAUUUUAUGGUAUACAAGAGUGAUUUCCGCAAGAAUUACAAGGAGAAUUUUCCUGAUAACAAAUCUAUGGCCAUUGUUGGGAAAGCUGGUGGUGAGAAAUGGAAGGCAAUGUCUGACUCUGAGAAAGCUCCAUAUGUGGCAAAGGCAUCACCUCUGAAGUCUGAGUAUGAGAAAGCUAUGCAAGAGUUCAAGAAAAAUGUCUCUAAGAGUAGCAGCUCAGAAGCAACUGUGUCUGAAGAAUCUGAGCAGACUUCUGAGGUGAAAGACAACUCUGAGCAUGAAGCAAGCUGUUAGGUCUGUUGCAACAAAGUUUCCUUUACUGUAGGGUUUGGUAUUUCAAUUGUUUCACAAUUCAGACUAAUUCCUCAUGAUAUAGUCUACCGUUUGCAUGUUAAUGAGUGUAGUACUUAGAUGGUUUUCAUACUUCUGUUGAAUACAUACUUGACAAGAAUGUAUCUACACAUAUAUAUACUUUCUAUUAUGAGAAUGCAAACAUGUCAUCAUAUUAUUAAGAUGUGUGGACAAUAUCAAUCUUGAAAUGUUUUCCCUCAACCUUUAGAGCAGCUUUGGUGGUGCUACAUCUUAUUAUAUACUCACAGGAUUCCAGAAUUUCCCCCGGUUACUUGUCUGUACUUAUAUUGUAACUUGUAAAUGCUCCGUAAC